Molecule: messenger RNA, 1927 nt
Organism: Pundamilia nyererei
Lineage: Eukaryota; Metazoa; Chordata; Actinopteri; Cichliformes; Cichlidae
Gene: ptger4a
Product: prostaglandin E receptor 4 (subtype EP4) a
Exons: 2
Coding region: 299-1648 (449 amino acids)
Biological process (GO): cellular response to prostaglandin E stimulus; adenylate cyclase-activating G protein-coupled receptor signaling pathway; positive regulation of cytosolic calcium ion concentration
Cellular component (GO): plasma membrane
Molecular function (GO): prostaglandin E receptor activity
Source: RefSeq, a predicted model, not a curated record
UGCUUGCUUUAUCUCUCUGGCGUGGUGAGUGAAAUCUGCUUCUGUCUUGCACAGCUAGCUGAGGAUCUGAUAAGAAAGCACCACGGAGUUGUUGGUUACCACAGAGGCAGCAUGCGGAGGAUGCUUUGGGGGAUUUUGUAAGUUUUUUAAAGGUUAGUUUUCAGAUAAGACUACUUUCUUAUUUUGAAAAUGCUGCCCAGGCUUCUUUCACUUGUAGGUAAGUUUCUUGCUCUGGACUGGAAAUACAGGCGAUAAAAAGAGUUGCUUCACUUGUCUUGAAGUGCGUUUGGACUUCACAAUGAAUAAUCAAACCACAGGGAGGACCAUGGUCCCCACCAUUCCGUCCAUUAUGUUCAUUUUCGGGGUGGUUGGAAACCUCAUCGCCAUCGUGGUCCUUUGUAAAUCUCGGAAAGAACAGAAAGAAACUACGUUUUACACGCUGGUGUGUGGCCUGGCGAUCACGGACCUGCUUGGCACGCUGCUGGCCAGUCCGGUCACCAUCGCCAUUUAUGUGAAAGGCGCGUGGCCCGGAGAGGACCCGCUGUGCCAGUACUUUGGAUUCACCAUGCUUUUCUUCUCGCUGGCAGGGCUCAGCAUCAUAUGUGCCAUGUCGGUAGAGAGAUACAUUGCUAUAAACCAUGCCUAUUUCUACAACGACUACGUGGACCAAAAACUGGCGGGACUGACUCUAGUAGCGAUCUACAUCUCAAAUGCUUUUUUCUGCGCCCUGCCAAUUAUGGGCUUUGGGCAGGUGAAGAAACAGUACCCACAAACGUGGUGUUUUUUAGAGUGGAGGAGCAACAAGACCAGCGAUGCCGCCUACUCCUACAUGUAUGCUGGUUUCAGCUCUCUUCUUAUUCUCUCCACUGUCAUCUGUAAUGUGUUGGUGUGUGUGGCUUUGAUCCGGAUGCAUCGACGCUUUGUGCGUAGGAUGUCGCUUGGCACCGAUGUGGGACGCAGCGUGGACCCGCGAAGAAGAGCACGCAGCUUUGGUCGUCUGGCCGGUGCAGAGAUUCAGAUGGUUAUUCUACUCAUAGGCACAUCGGUAGUAGUCCUCAUCUGCUCUAUACCACUUGUUGCUCAGGUGUUUUUAAACCAGCUUUAUAAGACUCCAGUGGAGGUGCGGCUGGACAAAAACCCUGAUCUACGGGCAAUACGUUUUGCCUCUUUUAACCCCAUCUUUGACCCCUGGAUCUACAUCCUGCUCCGCAAGGCUGUUCUCAUCAAGCUCAUUGAGAAAAUCAAGUGCCUGUUCUGUAAAAUGGGAGCAAGGAGGCAACAGAGACAGGGAAACUUCCCCUGUAUUGAUGCCUAUCAGCUCUCCUCUGUGAUCUAUAACAGGGACUCUAACUCCUUGGUGUCUAGUGACCAACGAGAUAGCAACAGCACCUGUCAAACCUUCCUCUACUAUAAAGAUAAAACUGAGAUGUGCACUGAAAAAUGUCCUAAGUCAAACAAACUCUCUGCUUCACAACCACCUUCAGCAAGAAAUUCACAAGCUUCUUACUCAUCCCAAGAGGGCAGCGCUGAGGAUCAGACCAGAGACGAGACAAAUGCAAUCACAGAUCAUCCAUCAUCUCCAUGCCCUAAAGAUCCAGCACUUCAGGUCACGCUGAACACCGAGACAGUAAAGGAGAAAUGCAUCUGACCCAACCAGAGAAAUACCGUUUUAUUUCUCUACAACAGACCUUUUGAAGAACUCAAAAAUGGAAGUAGCACAUAAAUAAUAAGUAACUCUUCUAUCUAGUAGAGCCCAUGCAGUGGGAAAGAGAUAAGUGCUGUGAGUGAUAUCGUCCCGUUGUUUGUUUCAGCACCCAGCAAUCUCUGUGAUGACUGACUGUGUGAGCAGAUUUUGCCAUUUUGCCUAAGAAAGAUGUUAUGGUAAAUGGUCUGUAUUUGUAUAGCGCUUUACUUGGUCCUAACACAA